AUGUCCGAGUUGCACACAAUACCCCUGGAGACAGGGACCAAGACCGCCGGUGGACACCAGCACCAAGAGAUCGAGCAAAUCGUCGACAGCCUCGGGCCUGGGCUUACUGGCUCAAAAGAAGAGCUUGAAAAUGCCAGGAAUGCGACGGAGCGUGAACACGGUCUGUCAAUCUGGCAAGGUUUCCGAAAAUACCCCAAAGCUGUCGCAUGGUCACUGGUCAUAUCUGGAACGAUUAUCAUGGAAGGAUAUGACCAGAUCUUCAUCGGUUCCCUGUACGCGCAAGGAGCUUUUCAGAAGCGUUACGGCAUCCCUUUCAACGGCGGAUAUCAGAUUCCUGCCAAAUGGCAGACGGCUCUCGGCAUGGUGCAAUUCGUUGGCUCCAUCGUUGGGAACUUGAUCCAGCCACUGUUGACAGAACGAUUCGGAUUGAGGCGCGUCAUCCUUGCAGCCCUCGCCUACCUGGCUGGCGUGGUCUUCAUUACCUUCUUCGCAACUUCUCUGGGCAUGUUGACUGCAGGCAUAUUCCUCUGUGCAGUCGCCUAUGGUAUCUUUAGCACAGCCGGAGCCAUUUAUGCGUCAGAAGUGUGUCCAGUGGUGCUUCGAGGCUACUUGACCUCGUAUAUCCUCCUUUGUUUCGUCAUUGGGCAGCUUGUUUCCGCCGGCAUCACAUACAGUGUGCAGGGCAUGACCUCUCAGUGGGCUUACCGUAUCCCCUUUGCAGUUCAGUGGGCCUGGUUCCCACCGCUUGCGGUGGGUAUCUUCUUGGCCCCAGAAUCUCCAUGGUGGCUUGUUCGUAAAGGUCGCUUGGCAGAAGCAGAAAGAUCUGUCAACCGACUCAGCAACGAAGGCAAUGCUCGCGAACAAGUGGCUCUGAUGGUCCAUACAAACCGGAUUGAACAGGAGCUCGUGUCAGGUUCGACUUACAAGGAUUGCUUCACUGGGUUCGACCUGCGCCGAACCGAGAUCGCCUGUGGUGCAUUCAUAGUCCAGGCAGCCUGUGGUUCAAUCGUUGCUGGCCAGUUGGUUUUCUUCUUCGAGCAGGCCGGACUGGCCAACAGGUUGUCCUUCCAACUCGGCUUGGGCUGCACAGCGUUCUCCUUUGUUGCCACCGUGGCAGGUUGGUUCAUGCUCAGCUACAUGGGUCGUCGUGCACUCUACCUUUGGGGCCUCUUCUUCCUAGGAAUCGUGCUUUUCCUCAUGGGGUUCCUCGCUCUGGCACCCUCGUCGAACUCCGGUGCGAAGUGGGCAACCGCAUCCUGUGUCUUCCUAUACGACAUGUUUUUCUUCCCAAUGAUAGCUGGACCUUGCUACAUUAUUUCGGCGGAAGUUUCAUCGACAAGACUUCGAUCCAGGACUGUGGGUUUGGCGCGAAAUGCAUACAAUCUCAUCUAUAUCAUCAUCAAUGUGAUCAACCCACAAAUGAUCAAUCCGACAGCAGGAAAUUGGAAGGGAAAAAUCGGCUUCUUCUGGGGAGGUGUCACUAUUCUCUGUUUUGUAUGGACAUAUUACAGGUUGCCUGAAUGCAAAGGCCGAACAUAUGAGGAACUGGAUUUGAUGUUCGCACAGAAAGUGGAUGCGCGGAAGUUCAAGACUUGUGAGGUGCAUCCUUACGCCGAGGGUGAAAAGGUCCACGUUCAGUGA
Exophiala xenobiotica is the source of this 1641-nucleotide messenger RNA. RefSeq lists its product as uncharacterized. Gene Ontology annotation, biological process: carbohydrate transport; transmembrane transport. The coding region runs from base 1 to 1641 and encodes 546 amino acids. Lineage: Eukaryota; Fungi; Ascomycota; Eurotiomycetes; Chaetothyriales; Herpotrichiellaceae. The record is from RefSeq and is a predicted model, not a curated record. Gene Ontology annotation, molecular function: carbohydrate:proton symporter activity. The transcript has 2 exons. Gene Ontology annotation, cellular component: membrane.